Molecule: messenger RNA, 4926 nt
Organism: Xyrichtys novacula (pearly razorfish)
Lineage: Eukaryota; Metazoa; Chordata; Actinopteri; Labriformes; Labridae
Source: the annotation of a GenBank genome assembly
AGAUGACAAACCCUAAUUAACCGAAGAAGAAGAAGAUCCAGGAAGCGGUUGUCAACAUUGAGGUCCGGUUUGCAUCCUCUUGGAGAAAAUAACUGAUAGUUUUGAUUUGACACUCUUAAAACCGUGUUAUGCCCGGACUAGAUUAUAUUAUACCGUCGUAAAUGCCGCUGACAACCUGUCCGUAGGCAGCAGGAGAGGAUUAGUUUAGUAGCAGUAGAAGAAGUCCAACAUGGCGGCGGUAGACGUGGAGGAUGAGAGCAUUUUGGCGUCGAUCUUUAAGGACCGGUUCCCAGACAGCUGGAGGGAGAACCCGGACUUCACGGCCUACCUGUCCGAGCUGAGCUCCUUCGGUGUGGAGAAGCUGAGCCGGGAGCCGGAGCGGCUGUCGGAGGAGCGGGCUCAGAUCCUGCAGCAGACCCGGGAACUGGCCUUCUCCAACUACCAGACCUUCAUCCGGACCGCGGACUGCACCGAGCACAUCUACCGGGACUUCGGCCGGGUAGAGAGCAGCGUCUCCCGGCUGCUGGACAAGCUACCGAGCUUCGGGGAAAGAUGCAAGUCAGUCAAGAUGUGUUAUAUUUAUAUCUGAUUCUACAUUUAUUCAGAAUUACAGUCAGAGAUUUGAGGGUUAAUCCUGAAAUUUAACUCCUUUAGACACAAUUUUACUGCAGGUUGUAAACAUGUCAGUAAUCUCUUCUAAAGGAAUGACUAAUAAACAGUUUAUAGCACUUUUAAAAACAGAAGUUUACAAAGUUCUUUGACGAACAGUCGUAAAAGAAAAGAAGCGUAUGUCUCUGCUGCACGCCUUAUCUCUCUAUAGCACUUUACACACAACAGAAUUGAUCCAAAGUGCUUCACAACAACACAGAGGAAAAACAAAACAAUAGAAAAAAAAAGACGAAGAAGAGCAGACUAAGUCACAGUAAUAAUAACGAUAGCAAUAAAAAAUAUUGUUUUCAGUACCAUCACUAUCAUUAUUCAUUAUAGAGAUAAUAAAUAACAAUAAUAACAAUAGCAGCGGCAAUAAUACAAACAAUGAUAGUGACACCACAGAUCUACAUGGGAAAUGGCUGAGCUAAGAGAGUUAGGGACAGUAAAAAGCUAGGGAGUAAAAGUGGUUUUUAAGAUGAGUCUUUAAAAUCUCAGUGGUGGGAGGAAGAGAAUUCCACAGUUCUGGGGCCGCGAUAGAGAAAGCCCUGUCCCCAUAACAUUUGUGAUAUGGAGGCAAGACCAUUCAACACUUUGUAAACAAACAUUAGGAUUUUAAACUCGAUCCUGUAGCUAACAGGCAGCCAGUGAAGGGAGGCAAGAAUGGGAGUAAUGUUCUCCCUCUUCUUAGUUCUGGUUAAAACUCUGGCCGCUGCAUUUUGCACUAGCUGGAGACGAGAUAAACAAGACUGAGUGAUACCAAAACAUAAUGCGUUACAACCUCUGGCAGGUCGUUCCAAAGUCGAGGAGCUCUGAUGGACAAAGAUCUACCUUUAGUUUUGAGCCUCGACUUUGGAACGACCAGGAGAGGCCUUCGCCCGAGGAUCUGAGGCUGCGAGUCGGCUCAUAAGGUAUUGAAAGCUCUGAAAUGUAGCUCGGAGGAAAUUAAAGUUGUAGUUUAACGUAACAGGAUAUGGAUAUUAAAUUUGUUAUUUAAAGUUUUUCAUAUUCACAAAUGUAAAACCCACUAUUUGAAAUAAAUAUGUUCCAUUCACUGUGAUUAUCAAUGUAAAAAUAAUUGAAAAAAGCUCUUUUAAUCGCCGUAUGGCUGACACUCACCCGCCUGCAGUAGUUUAGAAAAGAUCAUUCAGAAAUCAUAAAGCUCUUUGCUUAUUAUUUUUGUUUUUAAAGGUUGUCAAGAGGCAUGAAACCUACUUUUUUGUAUUUUAUUCCCCAAAACUGAGGAGACAGUGUUAGAAAAACGGCGAAUUAUUUUUUUAUUUGUGUUCAGAGGGUUCAUGAAGGAGGCGGAGGAGAUCGGGGCGAGCCGGCGAAUGAACAGCCUCACAUUAAACCGCCACACAGAGAUCUUAGAGAUCCUGGAGAUCCCUCAGCUCAUGGACACCUGUGUCCGUAAUGGAUACUAUGAAGAGGCUUUAGAGCUGGCAGCUUAUGUGAAGAGGCUGGAGAAGAAGCACUCGUCACUGCCCGUCAUCCAGGUGAGUCCAAAUGAUACCUUCAAAUGUCUGGAUUAGUCUGACAUCAGUCCACCGUCCAAAAAAAGUUUGUUUUGCUGUGAAGUUGACAUCCCUUCAAUCACGACUGAUCGUUUCGUACGUCUGGUGUUUUCAGGGAAUUGUUCGUGAAGUGCGUCAGUCGACUCAGCUGAUGCUCAACCAGCUCCUGCAGCAGCUGCGCAGCAACUCUCAGCUCCCCGUCUGCCUGCGCGUCAUCGGUUACCUGCGCAGGAUGGACGUGUUCACGGAGGCGGAGCUUCGGGUGAAGUUCCUGCAGGCUCGUGGCACCUGGCUGAACUCCAUCCUCACUGCCAUCCCUGAAGACGACCCCUACUUCCACAUCACCAAAACCAUCGAGGCCUGCAGAGUCCACCUGUUUGACAUCAUCACCCAGUACAGAGCCAUCUUCUCCGACGAAGACCCGCUGCUGCCCCCUGCAGGUGGACAGGUGGCGGUGAACGAGGCGGCCAUCUUCCAUGGCUGGGUGGUGCAGAAGGUGGCUGAGUUCUUGGAGACGCUGGACAGGGAUCUUCAGCGGGGAGUGGGAGGCCGCCUGGACUCCCUACUGGGUCAGUGCAUGUACUUCGGCCUCUCCUUCAGCAGGGUGGGGGCAGAUUUCCGUGGGCAGCUGGCGCCGAUGUUCCAGCGGGUGGCGGCGCAGACAUUCCAGGGCGCUGUGCAGGAGGCGGUGGAGAAGUUCCAGGAGGACAUGAACCUGUACACGCUCAUCUCUCUGCCCUCUGUGCUCGGAGGGACCAUCCCACCUGUGGCCCCCAGCACCCAGCCCGGCACUCUGCAGCCCCCAAUGUCCCUGCUGGACUUCCAGCCACUGGCCUGUUUCCUCAACAACGUUCUGACGGCCUUCAACGACCUGCGGCUCUGCUGCCCCAUCGGACUGGCUCAGGAGGUCACUAAAUGUCUCGAAGACGCCGUCAAACUGGUGAGAAGCUUUUGUCCUUCUGUAUAUUUCAGGUUCUCAGAACUGCAGGUCUGUUUUUUCAGAGAGGUUUGAUUUAACGCCGAGCUCAGGGAGAUCACGGCUGGAUUAUCAGUCUUUUUUGUUGUCUUAGUUCCUGUUUAUGAGGUUUUAUUGAAACUAUAAUUCUUUGUUAAACUCCUAAAGGUAUAAAACUUCUAACCAGACACACAGCAGUGCAGAAAUAUCAGAUUACAGUGGUGUCUGAGGACAGUCUGUCACUAUGUGAAUGUUGUGAGUGGACGAUGGUCUACAGAAAGGUCUGUAAGGUCUAUAUCUGUCUGUUUCGGUCCUGUUUCUCGUCAGGUGACCCGUCAGAUCUUAGUGUUUCAUCGGGCAGAGGAGUCGGCCUUCAGCAGCAGAGAGAAGGAGCUGUUUGUUCAGUUCUGCUCUGCAUACGCUGAAGAUCUUCUGCCGUUCCUAAACCGCUGUCUGCAGGUCCUGUUCCCCCCGGCUCAGCUGGCUCUCAUCCUGGGUGAGGACGACUUCUGUUUGUUCAGUUCACUCAAAAAGUUCUCUUACAUGUCUUACACACUUGUAUGAAUAGAAACCAGUAGGAGUAACGCAGUGCAGAUUGUAGAUUCUGAGUUUGUGUUUGUAUGUAAAACAUACAGGAUGUGUGUUUAGAGCGUGACAGCAGUGUCGCGUAUCGCAGCAAAUAGGUUUCCAUUCUAAUCAAUACAGCAAAGCGUUUUUGGCUUAACUCCUAAAUAUUGUGGUUGCAGUAAUUAUUUUAGCCUCUAGAGGGCACUCUGUGGGCGUGGUCCACAUCUAAACCAGUUCUUCGUGUCUUUGCAGGACUUCCUGUGACUCAGCUGCACAAACACGGCAGCCUGGGCAGCAUCGACCUCUCGGCGGUUCUGGAGCCUCUGGACUUUGUGCUUCCUGAGAGAGAGACGUUACCAGUAACGGCACCAGAACCAGAGUUUGACAUCAACACUGAACUGGGCAGCCUGACCUUUGACCCACAGCUCACAGACACAAUAACAGAUCCUGAUGUAAAAGUGGAGACAGAACCUCCUGACCCUGCAGAGGCUGGGUCUGGUCUCAGGGACUCUGAUUCUGAACUGACAGAGGCCAAGUCCGAAGAGAAAGAGGAGGAGACGAUCGUGGAGGAGGAGGAGGAGGAGGAGGAGGAGUUUUCUCUGGAGUGAUGAGCCGAUAAUAAACUUCAGCGGUGUGAGGAGGACUGAUUCAUGUGUGUGGGGAUUGUUCACUCUCUGGACUCUAAAUCAUAUUUUCAAAGAUGUUUUAAAAAAGUUACCCCUCCUUAUUUCUGACUAAAUCUCUUUUUUAUUCCGGUGAAUGUGAGUCUGAUGGGAUCUGCAGAUUUAAUUAAACAAACCAAACCUCAGCAGCCUUUCAGCUGAAAUGUGUAGAGUUAUUGUUUUUAUAUCUGCAAAGGACUGGAGCCGAUAAAAGAGGCAAAAAUUCAGGUCAGAAACUUUAACAGAUUUUUCUUGUAAAUUUUUUAAAGUCCAAAUUCUUUUUUUUUCCAGUUUCUGUGAUCAGAGUCAGAGUUCUACAAUUUUAACUUAAAUCACAGAAGUCUAAAGUAAACAGAAGACAAACAGAAGUCCAUUAUGUUUUUUAAUUGUAUUUUCUAAAUCUUUAUCAUAAAUUCUGACGCGGGGGAGGGUGGGAACAGCUUUGUUUACAAGAGCGGAGCGCUCUGAAAAUUUAAAAUGUUGACUACACAGAAAUAUCGUAAUAUUACCAAAGGUCAUCAAUAACUAAUAACUAUUGACUGAUAUUAAAAGAUUUUUGUUGAUACACCACAAAAAA